Molecule: messenger RNA, 8629 nt
Organism: Porites evermanni
Lineage: Eukaryota; Metazoa; Cnidaria; Anthozoa; Scleractinia; Poritidae
Source: the annotation of a GenBank genome assembly
ACCCACAAAGUGAGUUUACUUGCUGCUGGUGUAUUUGGUCACAGCCUUGGUUCCUUCACUGACAGCAUGUUUUGCCAGUUCACCGGGCAGAAGCAGCCUGAUGGCGGUCUGGAUCUCGCGAGAACUGAUGGUUGAUUUUUUGUUGUAGUGGGCAAGGCGGGAAGCUUCGGUGGCGAUGCGCUCGAAUAUGUCGUUGACAAACGAGUUCAUGAUGCCCAUGGCUUUACUGGAGAUACCAGUGUCAGGGUGAACUUGCUUCAACACCUUGUAGAUGUAGAUGGCAUAGCUUUCCUUUCUCUUUCCCCUCCUCUUCUUCUUUCCAUCAGAUGGAGCCUUUGCCUUUCCAGCUCUCUUCUCGCCUUUCUUUCCUGCAACUUUGGGUGCCAUGUCUGUCGAUCAGAAUGGAAGUGAAUGCAAUGAGUUGACCCAGAUUCUAUUUAUAUCAAAACCAUUAGGGGAUCAAUUAACAUACGGAUCGAAAUCGUUGAGUUUUAAUUGGUUGCUUUAUUUCAAGGUCAAUAUGCUUCCUGUAUAAAUCAUCAUAUUUCAUUAGACACUUAAAAUUGUUAAGUCUGAUUGGUGCGUUUCGAUCCCAUUCAAAGUUUACCGCGCGUAUAAACGGUUAGGUUUGUAAGUUCAGUCCAUUCACUCGUGCAUUUUCGAGCUAAACGAUUGUUGUGAAAACAUGUCUGGUCGCGGUAAAGGAAAGGCAAAGGGCACCAAGUCCAAAAGCCGAUCAUCCCGAGCAGGACUUCAGUUCCCUGUUGGACGUAUCCACCGUCUUCUUCGCAAAGGCAACUAUGCUGAGCGUGUUGGCGCUGGUGCCCCAGUCUACUUGGCCGCGGUGCUCGAGUAUUUGAGCGCUGAGAUCCUCGAGUUGGCGGGCAAUGCUGCUCGUGACAACAAGAAAACCAGAAUCAUUCCUCGUCACCUCCAGCUUGCUGUCCGCAACGAUGAAGAGUUGAACAAACUGCUUGCCGGCGUCACCAUCGCUCAAGGAGGUGUUCUGCCCAACAUCCAGGCUGUUCUUCUGCCCAAGAAGACGGAGAAGAAACCAAAAGCCUAAACAGUCCUACGCUGCGUUAAAACAAACGGCUCUUUUAGGAGCCACCACAUUUAAAAAAGUCAUGACCAUAAAAAGAAAAACAUAUCAACCCAUUUGUAGAUUUAUUCUUCUUUGAAUAAGUCAGUGAAGCCAGAAAGUAACCCCUGAUUGAGCUUGCAUGAUAAUCCUUAUAACUUACGGUUAAAACUCCAUUGAUCAAAACAGAAGGCUUUAGUGGCUUAACUGGGUGCUUCCGUUCUAUAGAAGAAUUCACCAAAUAAAGUUACUGGGUUUAGGCGUUGAUUAGUUGAAAAUAAACCGCCCAUGAAACGGCAAUAUUUUGACAUUUUAGAGAGGGGUAGAAAUUAGGCUUAUGUGAAAAAGAUCAGUAAAAUAUGUGAAAUACAUAUAAAUAUUAAAGUUCGAACAUGUGCAUCUAAUGGCGAUGGGUUUUCCGUAGUGUCUCAUAGAUCACCGCGUUACAUCAAAUGCAAAUCUGUUUAGUUUAUAACGACGCCGGCGCGCAAUUUGUUUUUCUUUUGUCUUUAUGCCUCAACCAGCGUCCGUUAUACAGUUGAUUGCUUUGUUGCAAAAACGCAUCUUUGCUAGAACCUCUACAACGACAUCGUACAAAAAUGAAAAAUAAUAUUACUGACUGUCUUUUCUUCAACGAGAAACCCCACGCGCGGUGUACAUUAAAUACGAGAGUAAUAUCGCUUUAUUGGCUACGACUUUUAAAGAUUUGGUGGCUCCUAAAAGAGCCGUUUGUUUGGGUGGGUAACGCAAAGAUCUAACCGCCAAAUCCGUACAGAGUACGUCCUUGGCGUUUGAGAGCGUACACCACAUCCAUGGCGGUCACAGUCUUGCGUUUGGCGUGCUCGGUGUAGGUAACAGCAUCACGGAUCACAUUCUCAAGGAAAACUUUGAGAACACCACGAGUCUCUUCGUAGAUGAGGCCAGAGAUUCGCUUGACACCGCCACGGCGAGCAAGACGACGGAUAGCUGGCUUGGUGAUGCCUUGGAUGUUGUCACGAAGAAUCUUUCGGUGACGCUUGGCGCCUCCUUUUCCUAGACCUUUGCCUCCUUUACCGCGACCAGACAUGUUGAUGUUCUAUCUUGAACCAGGAUAAUGACUCAAACAUUGAGAAUUCUUGUUUUUAUACCACAAACAAUGACCUCACGGGAAACAGGCUAAAAGAAGUGUGAUUAGUUGUUCGCCAUUGGUGGAUAGAAACAAAAGAGCCAUGAGGUCAAGAUAAUCAUUACCAUCUAUUGCCUCACCAGACAAGACCGAACAUGUUGGAGGAGCAAAAACUUCACAUUAUCACUAACAAACGUGCGACUUAACUCCUCGACGAAUCUUAUGAUGAUAUUUUCUAACAACUAAGAAGGAAAGCUAACAAAUUAUUGUUUCCCACGAAUAAAAAAACCUUAAGUGGCAUACAGGAUCGAAAUGCAAUCCCAGAUCAUGAGACUAUUUUGCAAGCAGUUUUGGUUAUCCAAUGAAAUUGCAUAGUUUAUAACCAAUCAGGAAAUAGCGCGCUAAGAAUAAAGUAUUAGGGAUUACCGUCGAAAAAUUAUUCGUUGACUUUUGAGUUAGCAGAAAUGGCACGUACAAAGCAAACUGCCCGUAAAUCAACUGGUGGAAAAGCUCCACGAAAACAGCUGGCCACAAAGGCAGCUCGUAAGAGCGCGCCUGCCACUGGAGGAGUCAAGAAACCUCAUCGUUACAGGCCUGGUACAGUGGCUCUUCGAGAAAUCCGUCGUUACCAGAAAUCCACCGAGCUGCUAAUCCGCAAGCUGCCCUUCCAGCGUCUUGUGCGAGAAAUCGCUCAAGACUUCAAGACCGAUCUGCGUUUCCAGAGCUCUGCUGUGAUGGCUCUUCAAGAAGCAAGCGAGGCCUAUCUCGUUGGUCUGUUUGAAGACACCAACUUGUGCGCCAUCCACGCCAAGCGUGUCACCAUCAUGCCCAAAGACAUUCAGUUGGCCCGCCGAAUCCGCGGAGAGCGUGCAUAAGUCGAUUGCUUCCAAUACUUACAACAAAAACGGCUCUUUUAGGAGCCACCACAUCAAUAAAAGCAAUAACCAACAGAAAUGAAUUUUGUGUCCUUCCAUGUUUCCACUCCUUUAGGCACAAAAGCUAUGGCGAGUCGAAGGUCUAAAAUUUUCUUUCUUAUAACAAGCCAAACCGUUUUCGCAGCUCCAAGAAUGAGUAAGAUAUUUUUGUAACAAGAAUUUUUAAGUAAGGAACUUAGAAGGCAGAAAUCAACGAAAAUGAUACAAAUGUUUUAUCGGUUUAACUUGGUAACAAAUGAUGCGAAAAAAGCUACUUUACCUAUUUUUGUUCCCUGCCGAUGAAUUCUCCCAAUUGAUCGCGCGAUUUAUUUAGGAUAUUUAGUUUUAUGCGCAUGAAAUUGGUUAGUGAAUCAAAUCUGUAAAAACACUACAAAGUUGUCUGAAUAUUCUCAGGGAAAACAUAUCCAUAAAAACGGAAACCGCAGGAUUUAAAAAAUAGCUAGUGAAUGAGGCGCUCUUUCUUUUUUAAAAAUCUUUACCGUGUACAGCCGCCAACCCCUCAGAAAAUAUGAUCAUAACAUGGCCCAAUAAAUAUAAAAUGUUCCAGUCAUAAAAGUAAAUCAGAAGGAAGGUUAACCUUAUCUCCAUGACUAAAAACUGACCUUUCAGUUCUAACAAUAUUUUAACAGCUGACUGCCGCUCAUUUUUUGAAACACAAAAUGGUUCCAAACGAACAUCUAUAUUCACUGUCUACUAACAUAAGAUCGCUGCAUCUGCCAGUGGAAGGAAAUUUUGAUAUACCUUAGUUAAAUGCACAUCGAACCGUCGGUGUUUUUGCUAGUGACUCACUAAAAAAAUUACCUACAGUUAAUCAGAUCUCGAAAAUCUUGACCGCCUGUGACCAUUUAGACACUCAGCCUGAAUUUCAACAACUUAUGAAGUUUGGUCUUGUUGAAAUGCUCUCAAACUCGGUCCUGUUUAUCGGCAAACAGUUGAAACGUUCAGACGAAAAUGAAAUUCCCUGGAUUUGAUAAGCACCAGCUCAUCGUACUCCGGGAUCGUAAUAGCCUUCUCUCGACUUCUCUCCCUUGCGAAUGGAUGCAAGCGACUUUGUCCUUGUUACGAUGACAAAAGAGAGUUUAAACCAGGUUAAAUGAGAGAUAAUGUGAAGAUUAUAGCAAGAGACUUGAAGUGUAAUAGUUCUCCUAUCUCCCAAAUGUUUCUACACAGAAAAAAAGGUCGCAGGAGCAACAGUUAUACGACUUAAAAGAUAAAAUUGUUUCAAAAUUGACCGAUCCGCAACGAUGAAGAGUUGAACAAACUGCUUGCCGGCGUCACCAUCGCUCAAGGAGGUGUUCUGCCCAACAUCCAGGCUGUUCUUCUGCCCAAGAAGACGGAGAAGAAACCAAAAGCCUAAACAGUCCUACGCUGCGUUAAAACAAACGGCUCUUUUAGGAGCCACCACAUUUAAAAAAGUCAUGACCAUAAAAAGAAAAACAUAUCAACCCAUUUGUAGAUUUAUUCUUCUUUGAAUAAGUCAGUGAAGCCAGAAAGUAACCCCUGAUUGAGCUUGCAUGAUAAUCCUUAUAACUUACGGUUAAAACUCCAUUGAUCAAAACAGAAGGCUUUAGUGGCUUAACUGGGUGCUUCCGUUCUAUAGAAGAAUUCACCAAAUAAAGUUACUGGGUUUAGGCGUUGAUUAGUUGAAAAUAAACCGCCCAUGAAACGGCAAUAUUUUGACAUUUUAGAGAGGGGUAGAAAUUAGGCUUAUGUGAAAAAGAUCAGUAAAAUAUGUGAAAUACAUAUAAAUAUUAAAGUUCGAACAUGUGCAUCUAAUGGCGAUGGGUUUUCCGUAGUGUCUCAUAGAUCACCGCGUUACAUCAAAUGCAAAUCUGUUUAGUUUAUAACGACGCCGGCGCGCAAUUUGUUUUUCUUUUGUCUUUAUGCCUCAACCAGCGUCCGUUAUACAGUUGAUUGCUUUGUUGCAAAAACGCAUCUUUGCUAGAACCUCUACAACGACAUCGUACAAAAAUGAAAAAUAAUAUUACUGACUGUCUUUUCUUCAACGAGAAACCCCACGCGCGGUGUACAUUAAAUACGAGAGUAAUAUCGCUUUAUUGGCUACGACUUUUAAAGAUUUGGUGGCUCCUAAAAGAGCCGUUUGUUUGGGUGGGUAACGCAAAGAUCUAACCGCCAAAUCCGUACAGAGUACGUCCUUGGCGUUUGAGAGCGUACACCACAUCCAUGGCGGUCACAGUCUUGCGUUUGGCGUGCUCGGUGUAGGUAACAGCAUCACGGAUCACAUUCUCAAGGAAAACUUUGAGAACACCACGAGUCUCUUCGUAGAUGAGGCCAGAGAUUCGCUUGACACCGCCACGGCGAGCAAGACGACGGAUAGCUGGCUUGGUGAUGCCUUGGAUGUUGUCACGAAGAAUCUUUCGGUGACGCUUGGCGCCUCCUUUUCCUAGACCUUUGCCUCCUUUACCGCGACCAGACAUGUUGAUGUUCUAUCUUGAACCAGGAUAAUGACUCAAACAUUGAGAAUUCUUGUUUUUAUACCACAAACAAUGACCUCACGGGAAACAGGCUAAAAGAAGUGUGAUUAGUUGUUCGCCAUUGGUGGAUAGAAACAAAAGAGCCAUGAGGUCAAGAUAAUCAUUACCAUCUAUUGCCUCACCAGACAAGACCGAACAUGUUGGAGGAGCAAAAACUUCACAUUAUCACUAACAAACGUGCGACUUAACUCCUCGACGAAUCUUAUGAUGAUAUUUUCUAACAACUAAGAAGGAAAGCUAACAAAUUAUUGUUUCCCACGAAUAAAAAAACCUUAAGUGGCAUACAGGAUCGAAAUGCAAUCCCAGAUCAUGAGACUAUUUUGCAAGCAGUUUUGGUUAUCCAAUGAAAUUGCAUAGUUUAUAACCAAUCAGGAAAUAGCGCGCUAAGAAUAAAGUAUUAGGGAUUACCGUCGAAAAAUUAUUCGUUGACUUUUGAGUUAGCAGAAAUGGCACGUACAAAGCAAACUGCCCGUAAAUCAACUGGUGGAAAAGCUCCACGAAAACAGCUGGCCACAAAGGCAGCUCGUAAGAGCGCGCCUGCCACUGGAGGAGUCAAGAAACCUCAUCGUUACAGGCCUGGUACAGUGGCUCUUCGAGAAAUCCGUCGUUACCAGAAAUCCACCGAGCUGCUAAUCCGCAAGCUGCCCUUCCAGCGUCUUGUGCGAGAAAUCGCUCAAGACUUCAAGACCGAUCUGCGUUUCCAGAGCUCUGCUGUGAUGGCUCUUCAAGAAGCAAGCGAGGCCUAUCUCGUUGGUCUGUUUGAAGACACCAACUUGUGCGCCAUCCACGCCAAGCGUGUCACCAUCAUGCCCAAAGACAUUCAGUUGGCCCGCCGAAUCCGCGGAGAGCGUGCAUAAGUCGAUUGCUUCCAAUACUUACAACAAAAACGGCUCUUUUAGGAGCCACCACAUCAAUAAAAGCAAUAACCAACAGAAAUGAAUUUUGUGUCCUUCCAUGUUUCCACUCCUUUAGGCACAAAAGCUAUGGCGAGUCGAAGGUCUAAAAUUUUCUUUCUUAUAACAAGCCAAACCGUUUUCGCAGCUCCAAGAAUGAGUAAGAUAUUUUUGUAACAAGAAUUUUUAAGUAAGGAACUUAGAAGGCAGAAAUCAACGAAAAUGAUACAAAUGUUUUAUCGGUUUAACUUGGUAACAAAUGAUGCGAAAAAAGCUACUUUACCUAUUUUUGUUCCCUGCCGAUGAAUUCUCCCAAUUGAUCGCGCGAUUUAUUUAGGAUAUUUAGUUUUAUGCGCAUGAAAUUGGUUAGUGAAUCAAAUCUGUAAAAACACUACAAAGUUGUCUGAAUAUUCUCAGGGAAAACAUAUCCAUAAAAACGGAAACCGCAGGAUUUAAAAAAUAGCUAGUGAAUGAGGCGCUCUUUCUUUUUUAAAAAUCUUUACCGUGUACAGCCGCCAACCCCUCAGAAAAUAUGAUCAUAACAUGGCCCAAUAAAUAUAAAAUGUUCCAGUCAUAAAAGUAAAUCAGAAGGAAGGUUAACCUUAUCUCCAUGACUAAAAACUGACCUUUCAGUUCUAACAAUAUUUUAACAGCUGACUGCCGCUCAUUUUUUGAAACACAAAAUGGUUCCAAACGAACAUCUAUAUUCACUGUCUACUAACAUAAGAUCGCUGCAUCUGCCAGUGGAAGGAAAUUUUGAUAUACCUUAGUUAAAUGCACAUCGAACCGUCGGUGUUUUUGCUAGUGACUCACUAAAAAAAUUACCUACAGUUAAUCAGAUCUCGAAAAUCUUGACCGCCUGUGACCAUUUAGACACUCAGCCUGAAUUUCAACAACUUAUGAAGUUUGGUCUUGUUGAAAUGCUCUCAAACUCGGUCCUGUUUAUCGGCAAACAGUUGAAACGUUCAGACGAAAAUGAAAUUCCCUGGAUUUGAUAAGCACCAGCUCAUCGUACUCCGGGAUCGUAAUAGCCUUCUCUCGACUUCUCUCCCUUGCGAAUGGAUGCAAGCGACUUUGUCCUUGUUACGAUGACAAAAGAGAGUUUAAACCAGGUUAAAUGAGAGAUAAUGUGAAGAUUAUAGCAAGAGACUUGAAGUGUAAUAGUUCUCCUAUCUCCCAAAUGUUUCUACACAGAAAAAAAGGUCGCAGGAGCAACAGUUAUACGACUUAAAAGAUAAAAUUGUUUCAAAAUUGACCGAAGGGGAAGGAUAAAAGGUCAUUUAUUAUUUCUUAUACUUGCCUUACCUCGCACUUAUUUAAGGUAAUCAGUUCUUCAAAGACUUAACGUUCAAUUUUUUAAUUUUAGAAGCGAUUAAUUUUUCUGUUACAUCACUUUAUUUGACAAAACCCACAGAAAACUAGCACAGAAGAAUCGGGCGCCAUGUUCGUUUGCUGUCUCCUCAGUGGUCCGCAUACAAGUAAUUUACAUCAGCUAACAGCAUCCGAAGCAUCAGUUCUUUCGUAUCCGAAGGUAUCGUUCAAACUCCAUCAUGUCUGAAGUAGCACAAGCAAAGUCACCGGCUAAGAAGAAGCCAUCUAAGCCUAAAAAGCCAGCUGAUCACCCCCCAUACAGUGAGAUGAUCAAAGCUGCUAUUGUAGCUCUGAAAGAGCGAGGCGGAUCUUCGCGCCAAGCCAUCGAGAAGUACAUCAAAGCCAACUACAAGGUUGGCGAGGUCGGCCCACACUUGAAGACGGCUCUCAAGAGAGGAGUUGCUGGUGGAAAGUUAGUACACACCAAAGGAGUUGGCGCUUCUGGUUCCUUCAAGGUGCCCAAGGAGGAAAAGAAGGCUCCGAAGAAACCAGCGAAGAAGCCAAAGAAGCCCGCCGCCAAGAAGGUAGCAAAGAAACCCGCGGCUAAAAAGCCAGCGGCGAAGAAACCAGCGGCUAAGAAGAAGCCAGCCAAGAAAGCAGCAGUUAAAAAGCCCAGUAAGAAAUCGACACCUAAAAAGACUGCAGCAAAGAAACCAGCCGACAAGAAAGCUACAGGAAAGAAGACAAAGAAGCCUGCAGCCAAAAAGCCCGCCAAGAAAACUGCCGCCAAAAAAACCGCCAAGAAGUAA